Fusarium keratoplasticum is the source of this 1410-nucleotide messenger RNA. Its product is annotated as MFS domain-containing protein. Gene Ontology annotation, biological process: transmembrane transport. The transcript is spliced from 5 exons. Gene Ontology annotation, molecular function: transmembrane transporter activity. The record is from RefSeq and is a predicted model, not a curated record. Lineage: Eukaryota; Fungi; Ascomycota; Sordariomycetes; Hypocreales; Nectriaceae. Bases 1 to 1410 code for a protein of 469 amino acids. Gene Ontology annotation, cellular component: membrane.
AUGGCGGCCGAUAGAACCAGCACCGAGGCCGUCGACCAGAAGGACUAUCUCGAAAGUCCCGGUCAAGUCGCUGAACAUGUCGAAGUCACUCAAGACAUUAGCUGGACUGCGGAGGAGGAGAAGAAGCUCGUCCGCAAGAUCGACCUGUUUCUCUUGCCCAAUAUUUGGCUCAUGUACCUGCUGUCUUAUAUGGAUCGAACCAACAUCGGAAACGCAAAGAUCGCUGGCAUGGCUGAUGACCUGGAACUCACCUCGUCUCAGUAUAGCAUCAUUCUGGUUGUCUUCUUCGUUGGCUAUGUUGUCUUCGAACCGCCGUCCAACAUGAUCCUGGUCCGAACCCGCCCUUCGCUAUACCUCCCCGCCAUCAUGGUUGUCUGGGGCGUCCUGACAUGCAUCAUGUCUGUCGUUCAGAGCUAUCGUCAUCUGAUAAUUCUCCGAGUCUUUGUCGGUGUCAUGGAAUCAGGCUUCGCCCCCGGUAUCCUCCUCAUCUUCUCAUCUUGGUACAAGCGAGGUGAACAGUCAAAGCGAUUCGCCGUCUUCAUGUCCGCCGCUAUUCUAUCUGGUGCUUUCGGCGGUCUCCUCGCAGGUGCCAUCACCGGUGGUCUUGAGGGUGCUCAUGGAAUUCGAGGAUGGCGCUGGCUUUUCAUCGUCGAGGGCGUUGCCACUAUUGGUUGGGCCAUUGUUGCCGCGUUUCUGCUUCUUGACUUUCCAGCCAACACCAAGCACCUGACGGACCGUGAGAGAGCCAUCGCCAUUGCAAGACUGCAGGAGGAUAGCGUUACUGUGAGGGGCGAGGGCGAGAAAGUUGGCAAGAUGCAAUCGUUUAUGCUCGCUCUGCGAGACUGGAGGACUUGGGGUUUCAUCUUUGGCUACAUGGUCAUUGUUGGUUCCUCGACUUUGUCCUACUUCUACCCGACUCUAGUUCACGGCCUUGGCUACACCAGCACUGUUCAAGCACAGUACAUGACGGUUCCCAUUUACGCCGUAGCAUUCGUCUGCACCGCCGUGAGCGGCUACUUUGCCGACAAGAUCUCAAACUACCGAGGUCUCGUCAUCGCUGGCUGGCUUAGCUUCUCAAUGAUAGCAUCCAUCGCAGUCUGUGUUGUCUACGACUUCACCGCCCGGUAUGCUCUAUUGGUUCUCAUGGCUGCAGGCCUCUGGGCGUCCAAUGCCAUCUCCCUAAGCUUCGCGUCCUCGACAUUCGGUUCAAUGGACGCCGAGGUUCGAGCUGUUGCCCUGGCGCUCAUGAACGCUCUGGGAAAUCUCGCGCAGAUUUACGGCGCGUACCUGUUUCCCUCUGACGAUGCACCCAAGUAUCUCAUGGGCUUUGGAGUUAUUUCUGGCAUGUUGGGGUUUGGUGUUUGCGUCUACAUUGUCAUGCAUGUUCUUGUCCGACGGUGGAAGCCAUAG